AUGUCUGUUGCUUUUGAUAUUGAAUCAGCUUAUAAAAUAGUUGAUGCUCAUCAUCAACAAGUUGAUGAUGAACUUAUUGCACUAUUAACAGCAAUACAAAAACGUUUACUUCAAACUCAUAAAAAUUAUUAUACCCCAAUUAUCAAUAAUUUACAAAGAAAAAUCGAUGAGCAGAAAAUUGCGAAUGAAACUAUGUCAAAGCGCGCAGAAGGAAUAGACCAAGAAGCCGACAAGUUAAGUAUAAUUUUCGAAAAGAUGGUAGAUCAUAUAAGCUUUAUGAAAAUGAAAGAACAAGUUUCAAAUGCAAAGUCUAAAUUAUUACAUGCUUGGAGAGAUAUUGCUACUUCACGCAGAAUUUACGAAGAUACAAUGUUCAGAAUCUAUUUACAAGAACCAAUGAAAAGAAUUUUAUUCAAGAGAUGGGUUAGAAGGAUGAAUAAAGUCCGUUUCAAUCGCAAGAAGAGAGAGUUACGCAGAGAAAAUUCGCGCGAAAUGAAAGCACAAGAAACAGAAGCUACACAAAGAAUCACUGCCCUACAAUCUGAACUCAUAGCUGUAAGACAGCUCCUUGCAGAGCAUGAAAGACAAAAUGGCGAAAUGCAACAGAAACUCAGAAGAGCUUUCAUGAGAGGUGUUGUCAAUCUUAACUUGGAAGCUGUGGAUGUAUUUGGAGAAGUUCCUGCCACAGAUGGUCUUGUUUCUUCAAUAGCAGCACAGCCUCUUAAGAAGAAGAAAAAGAUGGAACUUCCUAAGGAUUCUGAUUCCGAUUCUGAUAACGAAGACUUUGUUGUAGAGCCUGCUCCUCGUAUUUCUGUAAUUCAUCAUAACUGA
Messenger RNA from Trichomonas vaginalis G3, 831 nucleotides. Its product is annotated as centrosomal protein poc5 family. Lineage: Eukaryota; Parabasalia; Trichomonadida; Trichomonadidae. Bases 1 to 831 code for a protein of 276 amino acids. Gene Ontology annotation, cellular component: centrosome. The transcript has a single exon. The record is from RefSeq and is a predicted model, not a curated record.